Labeo rohita (rohu) is the source of this 3002-nucleotide messenger RNA. It is a transcript of the gene slc2a12, whose product is annotated as solute carrier family 2 member 12. The record is from RefSeq and is a predicted model, not a curated record. The coding region runs from base 162 to 1808 and encodes 548 amino acids. The transcript has 5 exons. NCBI's taxonomy places the organism in Eukaryota, Metazoa, Chordata, Actinopteri, Cypriniformes, Cyprinidae. Gene Ontology annotation, molecular function: transmembrane transporter activity. Gene Ontology annotation, biological process: transmembrane transport. Gene Ontology annotation, cellular component: membrane.
UUUACAACAUUUCUGUUCUGCCAAAACAUAGCUUGAGUUGAUCUGGCCUGGUGGGAAUAAAUCAAUACUCAAGAGGGCGAUAGUAUAGGAACAUUCAGAUGUUUCUGAAAUUUAACCGGAUGUGUUGAUAUAAUUAAGUUGCACCACAACCCUUGAAGAAAAUGGUCACGUGUGAAGAGUCCAUAAGAAUGACUUCAGAUCCUCAGAGCAAAACAUGUCUACAGAAUCAGGACACACACAUAUAUCAAGAGAAAAGCCCAUGUGCGAAAUCAGGCAAUGGUGCAGCACUGGUGUUGUGUUCUGUUUCUGUGGCCUGCCUAAGUGGGUUAAUGAUGGGCUAUGAGACAAGUCUGAUAUCAGGAGCAUUACUUCAACUCAGGGACAUUUUGACUCUCUCCUGCCCGCAACAAGAGCAAGUCGUUGGGUCUCUUCUGUUUGGAGCCUUCCUCCUCUCCCUGGGUGGCGGCAUCAUCCUGGACCGUUACGGACGCCGGUUCUCCAUCAUCCUCACGGCGCUGCUGUGUGCAUUAGGCACACUUCUGAGCGUGUGUGUGGUGUCGUUUUGGGCGCUAGUGAUCGGGCGGAUGCUUGUCGGCAUGGCGGUAGCGCUGUCUGGCACAGCGUCUUGCCUUUACGCGGCAGAAGUGGCGCCGGCCGCCUGGCGCGGGAGGUGUGUGUGUGUGUAUGAGUUGAUGGUAGUUUUAGGGAUGCUUUUGGGAUUUGGACUGAGCUGUGCAUUCGCAGGGGUCCCGGAUGGAUGGAGGUUUACGUUCGGUGGCGUGCUGCUCCCUGCUUUGCUGCAAGCUGGCAUCAUGCCACUUUUGCCACAGAGUCCUCGCUUUUUGCUAGCCCAGCAGCGUGAGAAAGAGGCUCACGCGACUCUCCUCCGUCUCCGAGCAGGAAUCAAAGGAGUAGACGCGGUGGAGGACGAACUCCGGGCGAUACGCUUGGCGUUGGGGGCAGAGCGCCUGCACGGUUUUCUGGACCUCUUUCGUUCUCAUGACAAUAUGCUUCAGAGACUGCUUGUUGGCGCUGGGCUGGUUUUCUUGCAGCAGACUACGGGACAGCCCAAUAUUUUAGCGUACGCGUCGACUGUUCUCAGCAGCGUGGGCUUCCAUGGGAACGAGGCGGCGACUCUUGCAUCCACAGGGUUUGGUGUAGUUAAAGUGAGCGGGACUGUUCCUGCAGUCUUUUUAGUGGACAAAGUGGGCCCUAAAGCCUUACUAUGUGUUGGAACCAUUGUCAUGAUGUUGUCAACAGCAACACUGGGGGCCGUUACUAUGCAAAGCCGCACACAUGUUUCUAGCCUAUGCAAAGGCCCUGUUAAUAAAGCAAACCUCACGGAAUUUGAAACGGGAGCAGAGACUGAUUUCCAGACCAACAUUCCGCUGGGUUUAUACCAGCCCUCUUAUAAUGAACUUCAAAACAAGCACAAAGCAAAUGCUUUCAUCACUACUAUUAAUGACACUAAGGACCAUUGGAUUUUAAAUUACACAUAUGAUCAUAGGACAGCAUUUAUGGAUCCUGAGAAAGACAGUUCCAAAAUUGCACUUCCGUCUUUUCAUGUUAAUGAGGUGUCGCCCUCUCUGAAAUGGAUAUCUCUGGUCAGCUUGCUCGUUUACGUGGCUGGAUUUUCCAUCAGCUUGGGACCAAUGGUUCAUGUGGUUUUGAGUGCGAUCUUCCCGACUGGCAUCCGCGGAAAGGCUGUGUCUGUCAUCUCUGCCUUUAACUGGGCCACAAAUUUGCUUAUAUCGAUGACCUUUCUUACUGUGACAGAUCCUCUCCAGUUCUGUCAGGUUGGAUGGUAAACGUUGGUGGACAGCCAUUUUUAGGUCUCUCCAGAGAUGCUCAAUUGGGUUUAAGUCAGGGCUCUGGCUGGACCAUUCAAGAACAGUCACGGAGUUGUUGUGAAGCCACUCCUUCGUUAUUUUAGCUGUGUGCUUAGGGUCAUUGUCUUGUUGGAAGGUAAACCUUCGGCCCAGUCUGAGGUCCUGAGCACUCUGGAGAAGGUUUUUGUCCAGGAUAUCCCUGUACUUGGCCGCAUUCAUCUUUCCCCCACAGCAUGAUGCUGCCACCACCAUGCUUCACUGUUGGGACAGGUGAUGAGCAGUGCCUGGUUUUCUCCACACAUACCGCUUAGAAUUAAAUCCAAAAAGUUCUGUCUUGGUCUCAUCAGACCAGAGAAUCUUAUUUCUCACCAUCUUGGAGUCCUUCAGGUGUUUUUUUAGCAAACUCCAUGCGGGUCCAGUCAGUUUGUUUUUUAGUAUAUGGCUUCUGAAACUCAUCCAAUAAAACCAUGACGUUUGAAGCUGUCUCUGUUUAGAUAAGUAGAUAAAUACGCUUUUGUACUCCUGGUCCCUGAUCUGACACUGUUUAGGGUUGGUCACACUGCACUUUUUGUUCCAUUGACUUCCAUUCAUACGCAUACAGAUGUGUCAUCUGACAUUUCGCUGCGUUCCAAAGUUCAAGCUUGGUGAAUCUGCAUCACGUGAAACUGUCUGAUAUGUAUUGCUAGAGCCCUAUUAGGCCGCUAUAUGUAAGCUGUCCACCAUAUUGGAGUGUUCGUGAACAUUUGCAACUGUUGUUAUAUGCAUGAAUCUUCAGUAGACUUCAGAAGAUGCUUUUGCUAAAUGAACACAAUACAAGACGAAGCCGUUAGCUAACAAGGCAUUUAAAUUUAGUUUUAUUUAGUUUAGUUUUAUUUAGUUUAAAAACCUGUAAUAUUGAAUUAAUACAUAAAGUUGAAGUCAAAACUGUACAUACACCUUGUAGAAUCAUACAAAAUAAGAGGGAUCAUACAAAAUAGAUGUUAUUUUUUAUUUAGUACUGACCUGAAUAAUAUAUUUCAGAUAAAAGUCAUUCACAUAUAUUCCAUAAUGGUUAAAGUAAAUAAUAGUUGAAUUUAUAAAAUGACCCUGUUCAAAAGUUUACAUUUACUUGAUUUUUAAUACUGUGUUACCUGAAUGAUCCACAGCUGUUUUUUUCUUCUUUUUUUGUUGUUC